This is a messenger RNA of Thecamonas trahens ATCC 50062, 1578 nucleotides long. RefSeq names its product DNA methyltransferase 1-associated protein 1. The coding region runs from base 1 to 1452 and encodes 483 amino acids. Gene Ontology annotation, molecular function: transcription corepressor activity. Gene Ontology annotation, biological process: negative regulation of transcription by RNA polymerase II; chromatin remodeling; DNA repair. Gene Ontology annotation, cellular component: Swr1 complex; nucleus; NuA4 histone acetyltransferase complex. The record is from RefSeq and is a predicted model, not a curated record. The transcript has 2 exons. NCBI's taxonomy places the organism in Eukaryota, Apusomonadida, Apusomonadidae.
AUGCCCAAGAGCCGAAAGAGGCGCCGCAAUGCCGACGGAGGUGGCGUAGAGUCCGAAGUGGCAGGCCUGGCACUGGGAGCGCACGACUCGCGUGUGGGCGCACCCAUGGAGGUAACGCUUGCGGGCGGAGCCGGAAGCGACACGCUGCGGGUGCCCAAGUGGGUGUGGCGCAAGUUCACGUCGUCGGCGCGGAGUGAUGGCCUGGAAUUGGCGCACUGGGAGAAGGAGGCUGCGGUGCGGGACGACUACAUCUUUGCUGAGAUUUGCGCAAAGACGGCAGAGGUGGUGCAGUAUACCGACGAUGAGUACGACCGGUUCUGCCCCUCGGACUCGUGGACAAAGCCCAUGACCGACGAGCUCAUUGCCAUGGCCAAGCGCUACGGUUGUCGCUGGCACGUAGUUGCUGACCGCUUUCCCUACGAAAAGUCACUGGAGGAGAUCAAGGACCGGUACUAUACCGUCGCCCGCAACAUCGCCGCCGCCUACUGCUCGGUCUUGGCUCAGCGCGGCUCGACCUCGGCCCUCGCCCUCGCUUCCAAGGUGCCCAUUAUCGACAAGCCGUUCAACCGUGAGUACGAGGAGAAGCGCAAGUCCCAAGCUAAUGCUGUGUACUUUGCAUCGAACAAGAUCACCAACGAGCAGGCCUUUCUCCGCCGCAAGCUUGUCGAGUACGGCCUCGCCAAGCCCAAGCCCGGCCGCGCGUCGGCGUCGGCGUCGUCGGCGACGCCCGAGGGCAAGGCGUCGAGCUCGCGCAACUCGGCGCUGAAGCGGGUUGCUGCCCGCAAGGCGCGCGAAGCCUUUCGUGCCAAGCUGUUGGAGCAUCUGGAGGCGCUCCGCGCCGCGCCGGCGGCCGAGGCCGGUGCCGAGGCUGCUCCUGCCGCCAGCUCGUCGUCGGCGGCCGAGGCAGCGCCUGCCACAGCUAGCGCCACCUCGGCUGCGUCCGAGGCGAGCACAGCUGCGACUGCUGCUGCGAUGGCGCUUGGUGACGAUGGCGAGGUACCGGCGGCCAAGAAGGCCAAGCGGGCGCUGACGCUCACCGAGUCGAUUGACGCCACCAAGCGGGUUCUCGAGUUUUCGCGACCCAAGUCGUCGCGGGCGACGCAGCGGCUGCUGGGCAAGGUGCUGACGCGGAUGUCGGGCAUUGCAGCGACCGAGGAGCCGUUCCCGCGACACAGCGUGGUUCUGCGGUCGCGGAUGAUCAAGGCGACGACCAACUGGUCGCCAAGCAGCGUGCCGUCGCAGACCGUCACCCAGGUCAACAGUUUUCUGGAGGAGAUCGGCCUCGCUGAGCCGCUGGCGACCUCCAAGGUCAACCAGGUGUACCGCGAUGUGCGCGCGCAGGCGAUGGUGCUGGCCGAGCUGGUGGCCGCUACAUCGGCCAUGGCGGCCGACGUCGAGGUGCUCCGCAAGCAGGUUCUUGAGCGUGGCCUCGAGCUGCCCAAGGUCGAAUGAGGAGCCAUGAGUUUAACGCUUUCCGAUACGGAAUGGACAAAGAUGUCCAUCGCGCAAGCCGCGCUCCGCGACGCUCCACAGACGUCGCAACGUCCAUGGAUUGUUGUAAAAGAGUAGUACAAUGUG